AUGUCCGCGAGUUCGUUGUUUGCAAAUGCCGUAAGGUCCAAGGAUUUGGGCAACCCAGUGAGGUCCGGUAAGUCGGCGGGCAAGAGUGCAGAGCCCGUAGUCCCAAAUAUUCCACGUGAACCAGAAAGCGCGGCUGUCGGAGACGUAGAGAUUAUGGCGGACUUCCUCAUCACCUUCAUCUUGGUCAUCUCCUUCAUCAUUGUCUCACUCAAUGGCGACGUCAAGCGGCUCGCCGGCGACGAUGAGGAUGGCUUCAUCUCGCCGUUUCCUGGCUCCACCGCCACCUUCUUUGCCUCUCUGUCGCAGGACAUCAUCUGCGAUUCUAGGAUCCCUCGGCUCGUCAACACCGCCGUGUGCCAGCCCUAUAUCCUGGGCUCAUCUCCCUCGAUUCCGUCUUUGACACACUCGCUGAUCCUUCCGGUAGUGUCAAUGCCUGUUAGGACGAGUUUGGCCAAUGAAGACUGGUCUGGUGCUAGCGUCAUCCCCGCCAUCAUGGUUACGCCAUCAGAAACUCUCGGCUUUGUCCCCACUACUGUCCUCGAGUCUCCAUCUUCCCGCAGCACCACGCCCAGCUCAGAUCGGUCCUCUAUCUCCCGAAUUCCUCGGCUCGUCAAGCGGUCUUCUGUUCAGAAUGAGGUAUUCACCUCCACUCCCCGUGGACGAGGCUCUGGUGCGCGUCGGGCCACAAGUCACACCCUCAAUACGUCGAUGCAAUCCCCAACUCCCAUCUUCACCCGGAUUUGUACCACCUCGCCAAAUCUGUCCCAGUCAGCCUCCCCUGCUCAAUCUCGUACUCCUCCUCCGCAUCUACAUCAUGGACCCUCUCCGACAUGGAACCCUCUGGACGGCUGUUACUCCCCCUGCGACCGCUGCAACCACCACCACCAUCUUGCCACCCCCCAUAUCUGUCGGAUCCAACAUCUCUCUUUGCAAUCUAGAAGCUCAAGCCCCUACAAAGACAACUCUCCCAACUCGAGCGGCAGCACCGGUGGAAGCACUUCGACAUACACCGACGCCAAUAACAGCAAAGACGUAUCCACGUCGUCGACCGUACUCACUGAUGAAGAGCCCAUCCCCGGGUUUGCUGACGUUGUGGACAAGAGUGACAGCGAGAUCAUGGAAAUGAUCUUGGUUGAGCGCGAAGCCUCCGCCUCUGGAUACCCUAAUGUCACCUCCGCCGAAGAGCAAGAAUUGCUGGCCCCGUCAGAGCCAUGGACGAUGCCCGAGGAUGGCUUCCUCUUCAGAGAUGUCAACCUCAUGAGCAUGGAUAGCAUCAUCGCCAAGCGGGACACCAUUCUUGACUGUCUCGCAAGUACUCAGAUCAAUGAUUCGCUUUUCAGCUCUGAUGACAAGUACGACUCUAAUUUUGAGGAGUCCGAGGAGGAAGGCGGUGUGGGCGAUGGCAGUGAUCUCAUCACGGAUACAGCCAAUGACGGCCAGCUGCUUCCAAUCAUCCUGGACAUCCUCGCUGUUCGGAAGGAGGCCAUCCAACACCGACGCAACACUCGUGCUGAGCUCGGAGUCUGCGCCCAGAGAGAGGCGGAGACAUAUGAAUACCCGAACUCUAGCUUGGGCUGCAAGUUUCAGCCGUGGCUUGCAGCCUUAUUGAGAGAGUCUUCAAGUAUUGUUCAGCAUCAGAGCAAAACCGCUACACGAAGAAAUGCACAAUACUGA
This is a messenger RNA of Coniophora puteana RWD-64-598 SS2, 1674 nucleotides long. RefSeq lists its product as uncharacterized. The record is from RefSeq and is a predicted model, not a curated record. NCBI's taxonomy places the organism in Eukaryota, Fungi, Basidiomycota, Agaricomycetes, Boletales, Coniophoraceae. The transcript has 4 exons. The coding region runs from base 1 to 1674 and encodes 557 amino acids.